Messenger RNA from Chironomus riparius, 2841 nucleotides. The record is from the annotation of a GenBank genome assembly. NCBI's taxonomy places the organism in Eukaryota, Metazoa, Arthropoda, Insecta, Diptera, Chironomidae.
AUGGAGAAAUCGCUACAGGCAAUAGAUUUCAAACAAACAGCAUGGAAGAGUUGUAAUUAUUGUAGUAAUUACUUUUUUAAAACACCAAGAGAAUUUAUAAGGCAUCUUCGUGAUAAACAUUGUAGUGUUGAAGGAGGCUCAUUUGUAUGUCAAUAUGGGUACAAUGGAGUUUGUUCCUCAUUGCCACUUGAUGGCGUUUCCGAUGAAGAUUAUGAAGCUCAUCUUGAAAAAUAUCACGUUAGUCAGUCAAUGAAGGAGGUUGAAGAUAAAUGGAAUAUAUUUUCUGCCGCUCAAAAUCUCCCAUCUGUACUUUAUGAUCCGGCAAAAGGACGUCAAUCAAAUAUUUUUACGAAAAAAUGGGGCGAUAGCUUUACAGAUAGACAACCAAUUUUAGCCUCGCCACACCUACCAAAAAUUGAUUGGACUCACUUUGAGGUUUAUUGUAGAAAAGUCGGUAAACGUUUUCGUAGACAUACAAAAAUUAAUAGCACACAGCAACAACAGCAACAGAUCCAAAAUCACCAGAAUCAUAAUCAGUCAUUUCAAUUAAGACAGCAAAAUGAUCACACACCAAGCUCAUUAUCACCUUCGUCGUCGAUAUCUAGUCUUCAAAUUCUUGAAAAUUCACAUUUCCGAAAUAUUGAUGAACGACUGCUCAACGAAGCAACAAUUAGAGACAUACCUCAAAUAUUCCUUAAACCCGAUCUAGAUUUUAGCAAGCCAGAAACAUUUUCACUAGUCUUUCAUGGACUCAAUAUAAUUAAUUCGGAUGCAGAACAUGAGGAUUUGCAAGAGAAACUAAGUCACUAUUUAGAUAUUGUUGAAAUUCAAAUAGCAAAGCAAGUAUCGCAAAAAUCGUCAUCAUUUUUUCAUGCUAUGACAUCACAAGAUGCGAUAAUGGAGGAAAUGUCAAAAGCAACAGUAAAUGUUAAGAAGUUAAGGGAGAAAUUGAGGCAUGUUGAUGAUACGCUCGUUCGGCAAUCACUUAACAUCAUUAAUUGUGAACGAGUCAAAACGAAUAAGCAGAUGGUCUUGGAGAAAUUAAAAUUAAUGGCAACCGUUCAUCAAACACAACCUAUGAUACAAGUCUUACUCGGUACACAGGAUUAUGUUGCAGCACUAGAUUUAAUUAGCACAACUCAAGAAAUUCUUGCUCAAGAAUUGUCAACAAUUCAUUGUUUUCGUCACUUACCACAUGAGUUAAAAGAGCUUGAGAAAAUUAUCGAUAAGAUGUUAAUGACGGAAUUUGAAAAAUAUACAACGUCAGAUCUGAACCGACCCCUCCUUGAAACAGAUAGUCGCGUGCUGGAUGAGGAUAAACUUAUAUCGAUAAUUAGUGGAUUGUUGCGGAAGAAAAAUUUCUCAUUUAUUGAUCUUUACAAAGAUGAAGCGAUAAUGACAAUAAGGGCAUUAAUAAAGCAACUUGUUAUUGAAGUAAUUGCAACGUCAGAUGCCGAAAUUUGCCUAACCGGUUCCGGUGAAGAGGCACAAAGUCUCUCGCUGCAAGAAUGGAUUUUAUUAUUAGAUACAGCAACGAUUUCCUUAUUAAAAUUAUUAAAACGAAUUCGAUUAAUUCAUGAUGUUAUGCUUCAUGUGACUGAUUCAAGUGCUGGAAAGGGCAUGGAAGAGGAACUAGCUUAUUUAAAUGAUUCCGAGACAUUUUUAUCGAUGACUGAUCAUAAUUGUAUUGAGACUAAGCUCACAAAUAUGUUGCAAUCUGUUGGUAAUUACUGUCAUGAACGAUGUGCAAAUUUAGUGUCAAAUCACAGUUUAGAGCAAUAUUCUGGAUCGUUAGACGAGAUGGAAAAACUAUCGCAAAUUGUCGAAGAAUUUUGUAGUGGAUGUGAAGAAGUAAUUGGAAUUAAAUCGAUUCCACUUAUGACGGCACUUAAGGCACAAGGAAAUCGAUUUUCUCAAAAAUUCCAUGCCGAAAGAAAAUCAAAAUUAAAUUUAUUAUUGGACAACGAACGAUGGAAGUCAGCAGAAGUGCCGGGUGAAAUUCAAAAAAUGGUAAAUCACAUCGCUAAAGGUGAUUUUAUGUGGACGAAGCUGGAUGAUCAUUUUAAUGGUCCAUCAAUUGUGACACCAAUGUUAAUGGUCGAUAAUGAGCCUUACGCACUUGUUGGAUCAGCUUUAAUUCUCAUAAAAAUAGUCUCAGAAUAUUGUCGUUGUGCAUCACAUUUACCAAUAAUUGCAUCUCAAAUGAGUCGAAAUGUUGUGGACCUGCUGAGGACAUUCAACUCAAAAUGUUGUCAACUUGUUUUAGGCGCCGGAGCUGUUCAUGUUGCAGGAUUAAAAAUGAUUACGAUCAGUAAUUUGGCACUUGUAUCAAGAGCAUUACAACUUGUUUUAUGGCUCAUGCCACAUAUUAAAAAUCAUUUCCUUAAACUUGAUCAGAAUGGAAGCAGCACAGGAAACUUGAUGGGAUGGACGACAGUUGAGAAGGAUUUCAUUAGUCACAUAAAAGAAGUUGAGCUUAAAAUGUUAUCAAUUGUAGGUCAGUUAGUAAAUUCACAAUUAAAUAAUUGGGAAGCACGUCCACCGAUUCCAUCGCAAAGCUUUCGAAAUAUCUCGAGACAUUUUGUUAAACUUCAUGAAGCAAUCGCUCAAGUUUUACCGACUGAACAAAUACACGGAGUUUUUAGGAUCGUUCAUAAAAAUUUUAAGGAUAAAUUAAGAGAACAAUUAGUGAGAAACAAUAUUGUUAAUAACGGGACACCGCAACACGGCACAGUUAUAUCGGAAUUAACAUUUUAUUUGGAGACCUUAAGGACACUUAAAGCAAUGCCUGCAAAUGAGUUGAGUGAUGAGACAAUGGAGGAUAUUUGGAUUAAAUUUUAA